Zingiber officinale is the source of this 2865-nucleotide messenger RNA. RefSeq names its product plasma membrane ATPase 4-like. Gene Ontology annotation, cellular component: plasma membrane. The coding region runs from base 1 to 2865 and encodes 954 amino acids. Gene Ontology annotation, molecular function: ATP binding; P-type proton-exporting transporter activity; ATP hydrolysis activity. Gene Ontology annotation, biological process: regulation of intracellular pH; proton export across plasma membrane. The transcript has 13 exons. The record is from RefSeq and is a predicted model, not a curated record. Lineage: Eukaryota; Viridiplantae; Streptophyta; Magnoliopsida; Zingiberales; Zingiberaceae.
AUGGACAAUGAAGCCGCCGGUAGCGUGUCGUUGGAGGACGUCAAGAACGAGAUCGUCGAUCUUGAGAAAUUUCCGGUGGAAGAGGUCUUCCAACAGCUGAAAUGCAGCAAGGAGGGCCUCACCACCGCCGACGGUGAGCAACGGCUGAGGCUCUUCGGCCCCAACAAGCUUGAGGAAAAGAAGGAGAGCAAGCUCCUCAAGUUCCUGGGGUUCAUGUGGAAUCCGCUGUCGUGGGUCAUGGAGAUAGCCGCCAUCAUGGCCAUUGCGUUGGCCAAUGGAGGGGGCAAGCCACCAGAUUGGCAGGACUUCAUUGGAAUCAUCGUUCUCCUCGUCAUCAACUCAACCAUCAGCUUCAUCGAGGAGAACAACGCCGGAAAUGCUGCCGCCGCCCUCAUGGCUGGCCUCGCUCCCAAGACUAAGGUAUUGAGGGACGGGAGAUGGUCGGAGCAGGACGCUGCGAUCCUUGUUCCAGGCGACAUCAUCAGCAUCAAGCUCGGCGACAUCAUUCCAGCUGACGCCCGCCUCCUUGAGGGCGACCCGCUCAAGAUCGACCAGUCCGCCCUCACCGGAGAGUCCCUCCCCGUAACCAAGUACCCCGGUGACGGGAUCUUCUCGGGCUCGACGUGCAAGCAAGGAGAGAUCGAGGCCGUCGUCAUUGCCACGGGCGUCCACACCUUCUUCGGCAAAGCCGCGCACCUGGUCGACAGCACCAACAACAUCGGCCACUUCCAGAAGGUGCUCACCGCAAUCGGCAACUUCUGCAUCUGCUCGAUCGCGGUAGGCAUGCUCGUAGAAGUCAUCGUCAUGUACCCCGUCCAGCACCGCAGAUACAGGGACGGCAUCGACAACCUCCUCGUGCUGCUUAUCGGUGGAAUUCCGAUCGCAAUGCCCACCGUGCUGUCCGUCACGAUGGCGAUCGGGUCCCACCGGCUGUCAGAGCAGGGGGCCAUCACCAAGAGGAUGACAGCCAUCGAGGAGAUGGCCGGAAUGGACGUGCUUUGUAGCGACAAAACCGGCACACUGACACUCAACAAGCUCACUGUAGACAAAAACUUGAUCGAGGUGUUCGUGAAGGACGUGGACAAGGACAUGGUUGUUAUUUAUGCAGCAAGGGCUUCCCGAGUAGAGAACCAAGAUGCCAUUGAUACUUGCAUUGUGGGAAUGUUAGCUGAUCCCAAGGAGGCAAGGGAAGGGAUUGAGGAACUUCAUUUCCUGCCUUUCAAUCCAGUGGAUAAGCGCACGGCGAUCACCUACAUCGAUUCAAAGGGCAAAUGGCAUCGCGCUAGCAAGGGAGCUCCUGAGCAGAUCAUUGACCUCUGCAACUUGCGAGAAGGUGCUAGGAAAAAGGUCCAUGCGAUGAUCAGCAAGUUCGCCGAACGUGGCCUCCGUGCACUUGGUGUGGCAAGGCAGGAGGUGCCAGAGGCAAGCAAGGAGAGCACCGGCGGUCCAUGGCAAUUCCUGGGUUUAUUGCCACUCUUCGAUCCUCCGAGGCAUGACAGCGCUGAGACCAUCCGCCGUGCCCUCAACCUCGGGGUUAAUGUAAAGAUGAUCACCGGAGACCAGCUCGCCAUUGCCAAAGAGACUGGGCGCAGGCUCGGGAUGGGCACCAACAUGUACCCUUCCUCCACCCUCCUCAACGGGGAGAGCGAUGAAACCAAACACCUGCCCAUUGACGAGCUCAUCGAGAAGGCCGACGGCUUUGCUGGAGUAUUCCCCGAGCACAAGUAUGAAAUCGUAAGGAGGCUUCAGGAGAAGAAGCACAUCUGCGGCAUGACCGGCGACGGCGUCAACGACGCGCCGGCUCUGAAGAAAGCCGACAUCGGCAUCGCGGUGGCGGAUGCGACGGACGCGGCGCGGAGCGCUUCGGACAUCGUCCUCACGGAGCCGGGUCUGAGCGUGAUCGUGAGCGCGGUGCUGACUAGCCGCGCCAUCUUCCAGCGUAUGAAGAAUUACACCAUCUACGCUGUCUCCAUCACCAUCCGCAUAGUGCUCGGCUUCCUGCUCAUCGCUCUCAUCUGGCGCUUCGACUUCUCGCCCUUCAUGGUCCUCGUCAUCGCCAUUCUAAACGAUGGCACCAUCAUGACCAUCUCCAAGGACCGCGUCAAGCCCUCCCCGCAGCCGGACUCAUGGAAGCUUCGAGAAAUCUUCUCCACCGGGAUCGUUCUCGGUGCUUAUCUCGCCAUUAUGACCGUCGUCUUCUUCCGCAUCGUUCGCGACACUGAUUUCUUCCCUAAAAUCUUUGGGGUGAAAUCAAUCAGGUACAAUGAUCAAGAGAUAACGGCGGCCUUGUAUCUCCAAGUCAGCAUCAUCAGUCAGGCACUCAUCUUCGUAACUAGAUCCAUGAGUUGGUCCUUCAUCGAGCGCCCCGGUCUCUUGCUGGUCUUUGCCUUCAUUACUGCGCAACUUGUGGCCACAUGCAUCGCUGUGUAUGCCAGAUGGGGCUUUGCAAGGAUCCAUGGCAUCGGAUGGGGGUGGGCAGCUAUCAUUUGGCUCUACAGCUUCAUUACCUACUUCCCUCUCGACAUUCUCAAGUUCGUCAUCCGCUAUGGUCUUAGUGGUAGGGCGUGGGACAACCUUAUCCAGAACAAGACGGCCUUCACCUCCAAGAAGGAUUACGGCAAAGGUGAGAGAGAGGCGCAAUGGGCGAUGGCUCAGAGGUCCUUGCAUGGACUGCAACCGGAGUCCUCAGGCAUCUUCGACGACAGUUACAGCUACAGGGAGAUGUCGGAGAUCGCCGAGCAGGCGAUGAAGCGAGCCGAGGUCGCCAGGCUGAGGGAGCUGCACACUCUCAAAGGUCACGUCGAGACGGUAGUGAAGCUGAAAGGGAUCGAUAUCGAGAAUAUACAACAGCAUUACACUGUCUGA